UUUUGUAGAAAUCAGCCUCGGAGGCCAAGAAAAAGGGUCGGCUGCUGCAGAAGAACACUCGACCAAUCACGAUCUUUUGGGGAUCUGGCAAGACUUCUCCCAAGGGGAAGGCUGCAGCAGAUACAGGCACUGCAGCAUCAAGAGCAGAGCCAGUUGCAGGCACAUCAGGACUCAGUGCAGGUGGUAGGAAGUCUGCACAAGGGGCAGCUGCUAAACCAGAGGCUGGCAGGUCCUCCUCCUCAGCCAGCAGUGAGAGAAGGGAUGCUGAGAAGAAGCCAGCCAUGGGGAUCACCAGCAUGGGGAAGCUGAGAGGGAUGGCUGGGAAGAAUGCCUACGAGAAGUUUCAGAUUCUGGAACAGAGAGAUCGCAUCAUCAGGCAGGGAUCCAAGAAACAGACAGACCUGGCCACAGCGAAGGCGUUUGUGGGUACCUGCCAGGACAUGUGUCCGGAGAAGGAGCGAUACGAGCGAGAGUUCCAGAACAGGCUCUCCCUCUUCGAGACUCUCCCCGAUGACGACAACAGGAUCGACCACACGAAGGCCGUGAAGGAAUACGCUCGCUCGUCAGCCGACAAGGAAGAGCCCCUGCCACACGAACUCCGACCUCCCCAUGUGCUGACACUGACCAUGAACUACCUAGUGAACAACAUCCUGGACCUGGGGAGGGACGGGAAUUGGGGGGACUGGUACGACUUUGUGUGGAACAGGACAAGGGGCAUCAGAAAGACUUUAGUGUGA
This is a messenger RNA of Branchiostoma floridae (Florida lancelet), 737 nucleotides long. Its product is annotated as germinal-center associated nuclear protein-like. NCBI's taxonomy places the organism in Eukaryota, Metazoa, Chordata, Leptocardii, Amphioxiformes, Branchiostomatidae. The transcript is spliced from 5 exons. Gene Ontology annotation, cellular component: cytoplasm; transcription export complex 2; nucleus. Bases 282 to 737 code for a protein of 151 amino acids. Gene Ontology annotation, biological process: mRNA export from nucleus. The record is from RefSeq and is a predicted model, not a curated record.